CAGUUGUAUACCUGUGAGCAACAACAACAAUCAGGGGCUAGAGGAGAAAGAUGGACUCGUGAAGCUUCACACGUCCGAUCCGCGUCACGGUCCGUCACCACCGCUGCUGUUUCCUCCGGAGCUUUAUAUGUCGACGGCGCCGAGUCCAUGAACCUGGCCAGUCACAGCGGGGACGCUGGCGGCAGCCAGCUCCUCUUCGCCAACUUUAACCAGGACAACACGUCCUUAGCUGUUGGCACCAAAUCCGGAUACAAGUUUUUCUCUCUGUCCUCAGUGGACAAGCUGGAGCAGAUUUAUGAAUGUCCAGACACAGAGGAUGUGUGCAUUGUGGAGCGUCUGUUCUCCAGCAGCCUGGUGGCCAUCGUCAGCCUGAAGGCCCCCAGGAAGCUCAAAGUCUGUCACUUCAAGAAGGGAACCGAGAUCUGCAACUACUCCUAUUCCAACACCAUACUGGCCGUCAAACUCAACAGACAGAGGCUGAUCGUGUGUCUGGAGGAGUCACUGUACAUUCACAACAUCCGAGACAUGAAAGUGUUGCACACCAUCAGAGAGACUCCCCCCAACCCUUCAGGAUUGUGUGCCCUGUCCAUCAGCAAUGAUAACUGUUACCUUGCGUACCCAGGCAGUGCGACGAUAGGAGAGGUUCAAGUGUUUGACACCGUCAACCUGCGAGCGGCUAAUAUGAUUCCAGCCCACGACAGCCCGUUAGCUGCUCUGGCUUUCGAUGCCAGUGGAACCAAGCUAGCCACAGCCUCAGAGAAGGGGACAGUGAUUCGCGUCUUCUCAAUCCCAGAGGGACAGAAGCUCUUUGAGUUUCGGCGAGGAGUCAAGAGGUGUGUGAGCAUUUGCUCAUUGGCGUUCAGUAUGGAAGGCCUGUACCUGUCGGCCUCCAGCAACACAGAGACGGUCCACAUCUUCAAAUUAGAAACACAGAAGGAGAAGUAUGUGCCUGCGGAGGAGCCCACCACUUGGGGAGGGUAUCUGGGCAAGGUCCUGAUGGCAUCCACCACCUACCUGCCUUCACAGGUCACAGAGAUGUUCACCCAGGGGCGAGCGUUCGCCACCGUACGUCUGCCCUUCUGUGGACACAAGAACAUCUGCGCCUUAGCUGUGAUUCAGAAGAUUCCCAGGUUGUUGGUUGCAGCAGCUGAUGGUUAUCUGUACCUGUACAACUUGGAUCCACAAGAGGGAGGAGAAUGUACACUCAUGAAGCAGCAUAGGUUAGACGGCAGUACUGAACCAUCCAAUGAGAUCCUUGAUCAAGGGUCACAUGAUCGCCCACUUGUGGCCCAAACUUACAGUGCUGCUAUCACUAAAGGCUACUGUGAAGAGCAGGGCGCCGUGGGAGGGGCGGGCCUAGACGAUGACCUCAACGACUUGCGCCUAGAUGAGGAGAACGAGCAGCCGCCGCUCAUCCUUGAAACUGACUGACUGACUUAACGGAAAAGGCUGUACCCACCAAUCAGAGGGCUCCUCUGGUGCUGCUACAAACAUGUGACACAAGGGGGGGCGGGGGGCAGAAUCAAAGAGGAGGGAGGGGGUGUUUUUAAAACGCUCAAAGCGUUCAAGAGCCUGUCCGUCAGUCCAUCUGUACGUUUGUCUCUUCAUAUCAAGUCUUAUCUUUUUCUUCCCUCCUUCCCCACCUUUCCUCGGCUUCCUCCCCCAGUUUCGCCUGCGCGGGCGGAAACUGACGCUUUUUUGCAUGAACACGUGCCAACCGCUAAAAACACGCUCCAAUGUGAAAACGAGUGUCUGUGUGUGUGCGCGUAUUUGGACAUUCGAUCAAAACAAUGUAGCCGUGUCUCCUCGAAAAAGACGGACACAAGCACUGUGUGAAAUGAAAGCGAUUGUGUAAGUGCCUCUCCGCCCCGGUGUCCGGGCGCGUUCUGUCCGAGAGGGAGAUCUCUUUUCUCAUUGGCUCAAUAAAAAUCUAUUUUCAGUUGUUGGAUCUUAAUCGAGGGUGUGUACUAUCUUUUCUAACCUCUUCCUCUCUCACACACAGUCGAGUUCACUUUUGAAAGAUUAACGUGGAGGCUUGGUGCGCGAGGCCGAGGUGUUUGUGUGUAAGAGUGUGUUUGUGCGCUUGUGUUGAGACCUUAUUUGUGUGUGUGUGUGUGUGUGUGUGUGUUUGCCGGGCAUGUAUAUCAGCCCGGCAAACCCCCCGCCCGCUCACUCCUUCCUCAUCCAACCAGAGGCUCGAUAGACCUUCCUGCCUGCCCCUCCCUCCUGAGGCCUGCACUCAUUGGUUGAUUUCAAACAUUGGUAUUAAUGAACUUUUAAAAAAUAUAUAUCUACUUAACCAAUCAUAGCCAAUGAUGUGUCAUGUGUAUGAAAACAUGCAUGGUGGUGUUGGUGUGCUACUGUGUCCAUACAUCAGAGAUAUUUGGGUGGAGAUCAGUCAGAUCAGUGGAGCUGUUGAGUGACAGCCUCCUCUUCCUCCUCCUCCUCCUCCUCCUCCUCACCCGCAGUAUCUAUACUCUGUACAUAACUAGAUGUGGCAAGAUAUCACUGUACCAUGUUGUCGGGUGAAAGACAGUGGGAUAGCGGGCGUGCGGCCAAACGAGUGAACUGUGGAUUAUAGUUUGGAUUGAACGGGACUGAGCUCGGUCACCUGGUCCAGGAUGCUGCAUGACCCCCCCACCCCCACCAUCGGUCCUUUGGUGUCUGAAUCUAGUAAACGAGGAUUAGCCGUGGGAUUUCGGAGUGUCAGGCAUUUUCUAAUGAUUUUGUAUAAAAAUGUGAAACGUUCAUCUGAAACUAAAAUGAGUAUAAAUAAAUUCCAUCUUGAUGUAUGAGA
Molecule: messenger RNA, 2797 nt
Organism: Hippoglossus stenolepis (Pacific halibut)
Lineage: Eukaryota; Metazoa; Chordata; Actinopteri; Pleuronectiformes; Pleuronectidae
Gene: wipi2
Product: WD repeat domain, phosphoinositide interacting 2
Exons: 12
Coding region: 148-1431 (427 amino acids)
Biological process (GO): protein lipidation; nucleophagy; autophagy of mitochondrion
Cellular component (GO): cytosol; extrinsic component of membrane; phagophore assembly site membrane
Molecular function (GO): phosphatidylinositol-3,5-bisphosphate binding; protein binding; phosphatidylinositol-3-phosphate binding
Source: RefSeq, a predicted model, not a curated record